Messenger RNA from Mercurialis annua (annual mercury), 1676 nucleotides. Its product is annotated as pentatricopeptide repeat-containing protein At2g15690, mitochondrial-like. Gene Ontology annotation, molecular function: protein binding; zinc ion binding; RNA binding. The record is from RefSeq and is a predicted model, not a curated record. Gene Ontology annotation, biological process: RNA modification. The transcript has a single exon. Lineage: Eukaryota; Viridiplantae; Streptophyta; Magnoliopsida; Malpighiales; Euphorbiaceae. Bases 131 to 1534 code for a protein of 467 amino acids.
UAAUAGCAGCAUUUUUACAGGUAAUACUGUACCAAUACGUCAGCGUUUCAUACGACCCAACAGUCCAAAAAAAUUCCGUAGGAUAUUUAUCACGCUUCAGAUAUAACUGUUACUUCGGCAUAUCGAUGCAAUGGCAUCUAUGGUUUCUCUUCAACCUACAAGAAACCCAAUGAUGUUAUCUCCUCACAUCUUUCAAACCCUAAAAACAAACCCAUCCUCUCUAAACCCAACUCAAAAAUAUAAACCCUUUUGUUCCUCCUCCUACGCAGCCUCCAAGUCACAGAGUAGCUCCAUCUCCAAGUUUUACCGUCGCAAAAACAACCCCUCAAACGAACAUAAACUUGACAAAUCUAAUCCAAACAGCAAUGGCCCAUUACGUGGGAACUCCACAAAUGUCACUCCAAAUGUUGAUUUGAUUAGUUUAUGUGACGAGGGUAAAGUUAAGGAGGUUUUAGAGUAUAUUAGCCAGGGAGUUUCAGCUGAUUAUAAUGUUUUCUGUGCUCUGUUAGAUUCUUGCGGGAAUUUGAAGCUGCUUGAUAUGGGUAGAAGGGCUUAUGAGUUCUUGAGGCGGUCGAAUUAUGUUAAUGAUGUUGAAAUGAAUAAUAAAUUGAUGGGAAUGUUUAUAAAAUGUGGGAGUAUGAGAGAUGCACGCAGGGUGUUUGAUAAAAUGCCGGAGAGGAAUUUAGGCUCCUGGCAUUUGUUGUUAAACGGGUAUGCGCAGAACGGGGAGGGGGAUAACGGGUUGAUGUUGUUUGAGGAAAUGAAGAAAUUGGGAUUGAAGUUGAAUGAGGAGAGUUUCUUGGCGGUUUUCGCUGCUUGUUCUACUGUAGGAGCUGUAGACGAGGGGUUAUUAUACUUUGAAGCAAUGAGAAAUGAGUAUGGAAUCAGUCCUGGGAUUGAACAUUAUCUUGGAGUUAUUAACAUACUAGGAUCAGCUGGUUAUUUGUAUGAAGCAAAGGAGUUCAUUGAGACACUGCCAUUUGAGCCUACUGUGGAAGUUUGGAGGGCUCUUCGGAAUUUUGCGAGAAUUCAUGGAGAUAUUGAACUCGAAGAUCAUGCUGACCAGUUAUUGGUUGAUCUCGAUCCUUCUGAGGAUAAUGCUAAUAAAAUUGCAUUGCCCCUAAGGAAAAAACAUACGGCUGUUAAUAUGCUGGAAGAUAAGAAUAGGCUUGGUGAGUAUAGGUGUGCUGAACCCUACAGAGAAGAGGGUUUCGGCAAAUUGAAAGGUUUAAACGGGCAGAUGAGAGAAGCGGGUUAUGUUCCGGAUACGAGAUAUGUCCUUCAUGAUAUCGAUGAGGAAGCAAAAGAACAGGCAUUAUUAUAUCACAGCGAGCGCUUGGCGAUUGCUUAUGGUUUGAUCAGUACGCCUGCUAGGCAAACUCUUAGAAUCAUGAAGAACCUUCGAAUUUGUGGGGACUGUCACAAUGCAAUAAAAAUUAUGUCAAAUAUAGUCGGAAGAGAGCUUAUCGUCAGGGACAACAAGCGGUUUCAUCAUUUUAAGGAUGGCAGAUGCUCUUGCGGAGAUUACUGGUGAUUAUUUUAACACUUUAAUGCUCUAAUUCUGCUUCAUUACUGUAUCAAUGUCAAAAUAUUAAUUGCAAAUACAUUUUUUAUAUUGUGCUGAUGUUGGAACUUAAUAGAAUGUUCAAUAUUUAACUGAAAACCAUUCGUGACUA